AUGGGCAGCCCUACGAAUAGUCCCAGUUCUGAUGACACGAAAACGGUCAUCGAUGAGGGCGAAUCAUCGAGCAAGGACGAACUAGAGGGAGCUCUGUCUCGCGUGAAUGAGCUCUUGGACGAGGCCACGAAAGAGAUGAACGAUGAUAGCCUCGCAAAUGCGAUCGUCGCGUUACAGCAGACCAUCCUUAAUGAAGAAGACGAGGAAGCGCUGGCGAAGGCUGAAGUUGUCCUGACCAAAGCCCUCGUAACCCGGUUCGCUCGAUAUGGAUGGGCGGGUGACUUGGAUGAAGGGGUAAAGCUUUUGCUGAUGGAGAGACUAAAUCCAUCCUUAUUCAUCGAUCAAUUAUGGACUUUAUCUGGUCCACCAGGCAAGCACUGUGCUGACAACGUCUCCGACUCUGCCCUCGAGACACUCCGGGAGUACCGACGAUCAAUCGACAUUCCCAAGCUAGAGACAGCCAUCGUGAUUGCCAACGAAGCUCUCGCUUUGUGUCAUGGUGCGGCCGACAGUCGAGGCAAACUAUUGCUCCGGACUGGCAAUGCCCUAGUUCUGAAGUACCUGGCGUCCGAUGACGGGGAAGACCUGGAUCUAGCUGGGACGGUUUUUCAAGAUGCCAGGCGGGCGUUCAGAAGUGGCGACCCAAUGCUCUUCAUCACCCUUCUCAAUCUCCAACAUAUUGCAUGCGUCAAGUUCGUGGAUUGUAUCGGCGAGGGGUCAAUGGAGGUGCUGGAUUUUCAGUUGCAAGAGGAUAUGGAUGCCGAGGACGGAGAAGGGAUUGACGCGUGCAUGUUGGGAUCAGAGCUGAUAGAGAGUGAUGAAUCCCUGUUAGAUGAAGAUAUCUCAUGGCUCCACCAUUCCCUAUCAUUCCGACCGCCACAACAUCCAAGACGCUGUGAGAUACUUGAAAUUUGUGCCAUUGUCCUCCAUAAGCGAUUUGGCUACAACAACGACUUGUCCGACCUGGAAGAGUGCAUCGCACUGCACAGGGAAGCCCUCUCGCUCCGCCCUGCAGGCCACCUCGACCGGCCCCGCUCACUCAACAACCUGGCAAGCGCCCUUGGCACUCGGUUUAGACGCCAAACAGACACCCGCGACCUGGAAGAGUGGAUCAAACUCGACAGGGAAGCGCUGGAUCUUCAUCUCCCACGCAAUCCGGACCGCCCCCUGGCACUUAACAACCUUGCAAACGCACUUCGCACCCGGUUUGAACACAACGGUGACCUGUGGGACGUGGAAGAGUGCAUCAAACUUGACAGGGAGGCCCUCUCGCUCCAGCCUCCAGACGACCCUGACCGCCCCCAGCUGCUCAACGACCUUGCAAGCGCGCUUCGAACCCGGUUCCAGCUCACGGGCGACUUCCGAGACCUGGAAGAGUGCAUCAAGCUGCACAGGAAAGCGGUUGAUCUCCAUCCUCCAGGCCACCGCAGCUGCCGCCGUUCGCUCAGCGACCUGGCAAAUGCGCUUCGCACCCGGUUUGGAUACAAGGGCGACUUCCGCGACCUGGAAGAGUGCAUCAAGAUGCACAGGGAAGUGCUUGAUCUAGACCCUCCAGACCAACUCAACCGCCCAGCAUCUCUCAUCAACCUGGCCAACUCGCUUUCCACCCGCUUUGAGCAUAAAGGCGACUUCCGCGACCUGGAAGAGUCCGUCACGCUGCACAGGGAAGCACUUGAUCUCCACCCUCCAGACGACCCCGACCGAGCCACAUCACUCAAAAAUUUGGCAAACUCGCUUUCCGUCCGGUUUGAGCACACAGGCGACUUGCACGACCUGGAAGAGAGCAUUUUGCUGGACAGGGAAGCGCUCGAUUCUCACCCCCCAGGUCACCCUGACCGCCCAAGCUCCCUCAACAAUCUGGCAAACUCGCUUGACACCCGCUUCGAGCACAACGGCGACUUCAGCGACUUGGAAGAGGCUGUCGGGUUGCAUAGAGAAGCGCUCGGUCUCCGCCCUCUAGAUCACCCCGACCGCGCCAUCUCACUGGACAACCUGGCAAUCUCCCUUUGCACCUGGCUCAGGCACAAGGGCGACUUCCAAAGCCUGGAAGAGUGCGUCACAUUGCACAGGGAGGCUCUCACUCUCCGCCCGCCAGGCCACGCUGACCGCGCGGGCUCGCUUAACAGCCUGGCAAACUCGCUUUCCACCUGGUUUGAUCACAAUGGCAACCUCCAUGACCUGGAGGAGUGCAUCAAGGUGCACAGAGAGGCGCUCAGCCUCCGCCCUCCAGGGCACCCUGACCGCCCCCACUCGCUCCACAACCUGGCAAGCGCUCUUGCUACCCGGUUUGAACACACCGGUGACUUCAGCGACCUGGAGGCAUGCAUUGCAACCCUGCGGGAGGCCCUUGAUGUGUAUGCACGGCCUGAUAAUACUUUUGGAGUCGAGUCGGGUUCCACUCAUGCUUUCGUUGAUCAUCCUUAUUGGCUUCGGGUAGUUGGGAACCUCGUGAACGCUCUCACAAUGAAGUACCGGGCCACCGGCGACAAGGAUAUACUGGAUGAAAUAUUCCAGCUUUUCUGCUCUGGAGCUCAAUCCCAUGGGUCCUCGCCGCUUCGGAGGCUACGCCAUGCUAGGCGCUGGGGCUCAACUUGCCGAGAGUUCAACCGUGCAGACGGUGCGCUGGAAGCUUACACUUACGGCGUGGAUAUGCUCCCCCAGUUAGCCUCUCUCGAUCUCACGCUGGAACAGCGACAGAACGCCCUCGUCCAUGCUAAGGAUUUGUCGAGGGACGCAGUACAGUGUGCGAUCGAGCAAGGACAGUUGGAGACCGCUGUUGUCUUUCUCUCUACGGCGCGAUCGGUUUUUUGGUCCCAAGCCCUCCAAUUCCGGGGACCUCUCGACCAACUGGAUGCCCUCCAUUCCGAUUUGGCGGUAGAACUGCGCUCCGUCACUCGCCAACUGGAGAUAGCAACCCACGAAACCCCGCGGUCUCGCUCAAUCUCGGAUAAAGGAUUGUCAAGGCGUCCAUACCUUCUCGCCCAGAAGAGAAAGGAGGUCCUCGCACGGAUUCGAGCUAUCGACGGCUUCCAAGAUUUCCUCCUCCCUCCUUCCUUCGCCAUGCUCAGGACCGCCGCCAGGGAUAAUCCUAUCGUCUUCCUUAACGCGAGCAAGUACGGCUGUGACAUCCUGAUCCUGAAACAGGAUGGCACUUUGCAUCGCCACCCUCUCGCCACUGAUCUGGAGCAAAUCACUGGUUUUGCAGACGCAGUUCAGCAGUUGUCGCGAGGACAGAUAGUGGGCGCACAACUCCAGCGCAAGAUCGACAGCUUGUGCGAAAGCCGAAAUACGCGCCUGCAACUACGUCGUCGAAGCAGACGCACGGCUGAAGAUGACUUUAGGCAGCUUCUGGAGAUCCUCUGGGAUGUGGUAGCGGAACCGGUCAUCAGAAUUCUGGGUGUGCAGAAGACUGACAACCCAAAACGAAUCUGGUGGUGCCCAACAGGUCCAUUCGCCUUCCUUCCUAUCCAUGCUGCUGGUGUCUACUCCGACAACCCUGAAGCAUCCGACUGCCUAUCCGAUUAUGUUGUUUCUUCUUAUUGCUCUUCGCCGCAAGACCUCAUAGCCCCGCCGCCAACACCAAAUCUUGACUACGAAAUGCUCGUCGUCGUCGAGCCAGGAGAUUCAGGGCCCCGUACACUCAGCCUCCCAUUCACUAUGGAGGAAUUGAAGAAGAUCCAGUGUCGAAUCCCCCACGAACGACAUUUGGUUACCCGCGUCGGGUCAGCCGACACUCCCUCCAGUCCCGACGCAAUCUUGGGUCACAUCAACACAGCAUCUAUCGUUCACUUUGGGUGCCACGGGUCUCAAGAUUUCUCGAAUCCUUUGGAUAGUUCGUUAAUCCUCAGUGGGGGUCGUCUGACCAUGGAAUCGUUGAUUCGAGGUUGCCGCACUUCCAAUGCUGCUCUCGCUUACCUGAGCGCUUGUGAAACUGCAAUGGGAGACCAAGAACGCCCCGAUGAGUCUCUCUCUCUGGCUGCGACUAUGCAGUUCGCCGGGUUCCGCAGUGUUGUCGCAACUAUGUGGUCAAUCCACGAUGAAGAUGCUCCCAUUGCAGCUGAUAUUUUCUAUCGUCAUCUCUUCCGUCGUGGAACCGCGGCCCCUCCGGAUAUCACUGACGCAGCGUAUGGUCUACAUCUUGCUGUGAAGAAGCUGCGCGACCUUGGGAAGCCUUUUCACCAGUGGGUUCCUUUCGUCCAUCAUGGUAUUUGA
This is a messenger RNA of Coprinopsis cinerea okayama7#130, 4212 nucleotides long. RefSeq lists its product as hypothetical. Lineage: Eukaryota; Fungi; Basidiomycota; Agaricomycetes; Agaricales; Psathyrellaceae. Gene Ontology annotation, molecular function: protein binding. The transcript is spliced from 6 exons. The coding region runs from base 1 to 4212 and encodes 1403 amino acids. The record is from RefSeq and is a predicted model, not a curated record.